GAGCGUUGAAACACUCACAACCAAUGGCGUCUCUCUUCUUCCAAGUCCAUGAAGCUGGGAGAUAAAAAAUUCCCAAAAUUUCGUAAAUCAUUCUGGUUAAUUUCUUUGAUUUUUCUUUUGUGAAAUGGAUUCUACACCCAAUAAAUCAUCUUCUGGAUCGUCGUCGACUUUGCUGGCACCGGGUUUCCGAUUCCAUCCGACGGACGAGGAACUGGUGCGUUACUAUUUACGGCGAAAAGUCUGCGGAAAGUCUUUCCGUUUCGAUGCUAUAUCUGAUAUCGAUAUUUACAAGGCCGAACCUUGGGAUCUCCCUAGUAUGUCAAGGCUAAAGACUAGAGAUUCAGAGUGGUAUUUUUUCAGCAUUCUGGACAAGAAGUAUGGGAAUGGAUCAAAGACCAACCGGGCAACUGAAAAAGGAUAUUGGAAGACGACAGGGAAGGACAGGGCAGUCUACCAUAAAUCAGUCAUCAUUGGGAUGAAGAAAACUCUUGUUUAUCAUAGCGGCCGUGCUCCAAAGGGUAUGAGGACUAACUGGGUUAUGCAUGAGUACAGGCUCGUUGAUCUGGAGUUAGAGAGAGCUGGAAUUAUUCAGGAUGCAUUUGUACUGUGCCGAGUAUUCCAAAAGAGUGGUUCUGGGCCGAAGAAUGGCGAAAAGUAUGGGGCACCAUUUGUGGAGGAGGAGUGGGAGGACGACGAGGUGGAAAUGGCUACCAAGGAAGAGGCUGCAGAGGAAGUGGAUUUUGGCGGUGAUGCCUAUUUGGAUGGCCAUGACCUUGAGCAGAUUCUUGGAACAGACGUUACAUCAGAUGUUACUACUUUUCCAUUGAAUUUCUACUCUGUGGAAGAUGGCAGCAAUGGAAAGGAAUCCACCACAGUUGACUCCCAAAAGCUCUUGUUGGGUGUCCCCAAAUAUCAGUGUGAGCCAGAGCAGUCCGAUGAUAAGAAGUUAUGUGACAUACCCGAUUCAUAUGAUGUUGAUGGAAAACUACUCAAGCAUGAAUACAUUGGAGAAUCAAGCAAGACUGGGAAUUCUGAGGUGGAUUACUUGCUGGAUGAAACCUGGUUGGAUGCUUUUGAUAACAUUCAGUCUGAUGAUGGAGGAUUUAUUGAAACUAAUGAUCUCUUUAAUUCUGUUGGAGAUGAUACCUCUACUUUUGACAUGCUCGAGGAGUACCUUACAUUCUUUGAUGCUGAAGAUGGCAACUCACAGUAUUUCGCAUACAAUCCUUCAAAGAUGAUGGGAAAUGAGGACCUUGUUUCUGAUGAAGCAUUCCUUGUUCAGAAGACUAUAAAUGAACCAACUCAGCAAGAUACUACAUCUAGCAGACAAACAUUUGACAAUAACAAUGACUCUGAUGCUGAACCAUCCCCUAAGAACGAAUCUGCGAAAUUUGAAUCAGAUUUUCAGCAUCCACUCAUGAAGCAGGCUAAUAACAUAUUGGGCAGCAUCUCUGCGCCUCCCGCAUUUGCUUCAGAGAUUUAUCCAAAAGAUGCUGCUCUUCGUUUCAAUUCUGUAGCUCAGUCUUCCAGUUCGGCACAUAUUACUGCUGGCAUGGUUCAAUUACGAAAUUUAACCAUGGGUGGAAAUGGGGCAGACAAUUCAUUUGGCAAGCUCGGGAACUUAAACAUUGUUCUUUCUUUUGGUCUGUCACAAGGUUCUCAUGGUUCUACGAGCUUGGAAUCAAGUGUUAUACUUCCUGAAAAGACUGUUUCAGCAAUUUCUAGGGGCUGGUACUAUAUUUUCCUAUGGGUCCUAAUUCUCUCCAUGAGCUUCAAAAUUGGGACCUAUAUAUGUGCGAGGUAAAGUGUCACAAGUAGAAAAUAUAUGUCAAAGAUCCAAAAACCAUAGCGUGGUUGAAGAGUUGUAGGUAGACUUUUUAGAUAUUCUCAAAUUGAUACCAAGCUACAUAAAUGCAUGAUUGUUUAUUCUGUAUCUUAUAUUUAAGUUUUGAGUCUUGUUUUAGUGUGUUGAAUACUUUCCUUCUGUAGGUUGACACUAUUCUGUUCUCCAAUGUCAGUCUAAGCUUCUACUCCGGAAGCAUACCGAUUUUCAUAAUUUGUAUUUCUACUUUAAUAAUUGAUUAUAUCUUUGACUC
Olea europaea var. sylvestris is the source of this 2096-nucleotide messenger RNA. RefSeq names its product NAC domain-containing protein 53-like. The coding region runs from base 125 to 1804 and encodes 559 amino acids. Gene Ontology annotation, molecular function: DNA binding. The record is from RefSeq and is a predicted model, not a curated record. The transcript is spliced from 6 exons. Gene Ontology annotation, biological process: regulation of DNA-templated transcription. NCBI's taxonomy places the organism in Eukaryota, Viridiplantae, Streptophyta, Magnoliopsida, Lamiales, Oleaceae.